UAUUUCAAGUCUGGCCACUCUAUCUUGCAGACUAAAACUGAAAGGUUACACGGCUAUGGGCUGCUAAAUUACAUGUCAGCCAUGGGGCAGACACAGCAAACGGAGAACAGUGAGGAGAUCGACGUCAAAGCGCUUCAGGAUAUGUACAAAAAGUUUGUCAUGGAGUGCCCGAGUGGAUUACUUUUUCUGCACGAGUUCAAGCGUUUCUUUGGAGUGGACCCGACAGGAGAAGCUUCUGAUUAUGCGGAGAACAUGUUUCGAGCUUUUGACAAAAAUGGGGACAAUACCAUCGAUUUCCUUGAGUUUGUGGCAGCACUGAAUCUCGUGUUCCGGGGAGACCUGGAACAUAAACUGCGCUGGUCAUUCAAGGUGUAUGACAAAGAUGGUAACGGCUUUGUGGACAGGGAUGAACUACGGUCGAUUAUUGAUAGCAUCUACCGGAUUAAAAAAGGCUCAAAGGCCGACAUGAGUGAGUCGCAGCUCUCAGUGGACGAGGCCGUGGAUCGAUUAUUAGAGGCUGUCGAUAGCGACGGAGACGGUAAUAUCACUAUGGAGGAGUUCAUCAGAGGCGCACAGCAGGACCCGUGGGUGCUCAACAUGUUGAAGCUGGACAUGAACCCUGCUGGAUGGGUGCUGGAGCACAGGAGAAGGAGUGCACACUUCUGAAGAAUUAACAAAUCACCUCUGCCUUUCACAUACAGACAAUGAAUAAAGUCAACACGUUUAACUGCAACGGUUACAUCUUAACAUCAACGUUUUCUCAGUACAUGCAGCUUCAUGGAUUAUUUUGUUAAGCAGCUAGCACUUGAAAAUUAAUUCAAACAGGUAUUUUAUUGUACACGCUAUUCUCUGGGUUUAUCUAACUCAAAGGAUCCUUAUGUAUAUACAGAAUUAUUGUAAUGCUUUUAUAUUGUCUGUAUUUAAGUUUUAAUUGUAUUUGCUUUUUUUUUUUUUUUUUUACCCUGUAAAUAACAUUACAUUACUUGUAACAUGGAUCAUCUUGAUGUAGGAUUUUAUAAUCCUACGCAUACUGAAAGCACUGUCAGCAAAUAUUAAUAAUUUCCUUUGCUGUUGUUAAAGGUUGUUAUCUGUUAAAGGUAAUACCUAUGAAGUGAUAUUCAAUAAAGACAAAUGCUAUGCUAA
This is a messenger RNA of Mugil cephalus (flathead mullet), 1143 nucleotides long. Its product is annotated as guanylyl cyclase-activating protein 2-like. Lineage: Eukaryota; Metazoa; Chordata; Actinopteri; Mugiliformes; Mugilidae. Bases 73 to 666 code for a protein of 197 amino acids. Gene Ontology annotation, biological process: visual perception. Gene Ontology annotation, molecular function: calcium sensitive guanylate cyclase activator activity; calcium ion binding. The record is from RefSeq and is a predicted model, not a curated record. The transcript is spliced from 4 exons. Gene Ontology annotation, cellular component: cone photoreceptor outer segment; photoreceptor inner segment.